AUGCGACCAAAGACAUCGUUUACCCAUCGACAUUCGACACAAAGACCAGCCUUACCCCUGAUUUGGUUUAUCCUUGAUCCCGGAAGAUCGUGUUCGACGUUAGCAGAUUGGUUUCCAGCAAGCUGUCUUCUUGUUUUCUCACACCUGAGGCGAUUCAUUUCUCAUCCAAUUAACACAAAGUGGACUCACCGAUGGAUGCUAGAGAAAGUGUUCUUGUUGUUCAGUUCCUUCAUCUGA
Messenger RNA from Lactuca virosa, 237 nucleotides. Lineage: Eukaryota; Viridiplantae; Streptophyta; Magnoliopsida; Asterales; Asteraceae. The record is from the annotation of a GenBank genome assembly.